AUGUCUGUAAAUUCUUACUUUUAAAUUCAUAUGUAAGUUAAUUAUGACUGUCCAAAGCUUGCUCAGAAAUGUUCACCUAUAUAUUGGAUAAUUAAAUUGUUUAUGCUCGGAUUGGUUCUUUUGAAUCUAUUGCAACUUUCUUUCACGCCUAAUGAUGACAUCUCAGAAUAACUAUUUAAGGAUAGAGUUUCCUAUUUCGAUAUAUUAAUAUUAUUAAAAAAUAUUUAACCUAUGGGAGCUACUUGUUGCACGGGAACACCCUAAACCUAAGAGAUUCUUACUAACGCUCCUAUUCAAUACGAGGUACAAGUUAAAGGGAAGGAUCAUUUGGAAACAGUGAAGCCAAUAGAAGGAAGAGCAGAUAACAUAGAGAAAGACCCCGUUAAACCUCAAGAAUCCUAAAAUGUUCAGAUCUAAGAGCCACCAUUAAGUGCGAAUCCUCCAGAUGAUGCUUUAAGAGAAUAAUAAAGGUAACAGAUUUGGUCUCACGGCCCAAACCCUGAAGAUGCUAAAUAAUAUGAUAAGGAUCCUUUUAUCGAGAAUGAUUAGGUUCGCAAAACUCUGGAAAAACUCGGAAAUUAUCAUUAUGACGAAACAUCCGUAUCACGCUUUCAUGAUUGUAUUGAGUUAGGACCAUAUCAAUUUGAGAAUGGGGCUAUAUAUGUGGGACAAUGGAAAAACCACUAAAGAUGGGGCAAAGGUAAGCAGUAUUGGCCAGAUGGAUCCGUUUAUGAAGGAUUUUGGAGUUCUCACACAGCCAAUGGAAAAGGACGGUUGAUUCAUGCAGACGGAGAUGCUUAUGAUGGAGAUUGGGUCGAUGACAGAGCCUAGGGACAAGGAACUUAUUAUCAUGUUGACGGAGCAAAAUAUGAAGGAGAUUGGUUGGAAGAUUAAUAACAUGGGAAGGGAACUGAAAUGUGGCCAGAUGGUGCUCAAUAUGUAGGAAGUUAUGUGAAUGGAAAGAAGGAUGGAAAAGGUAAAUUCAAAUGGAGUGAUGGCGCAACUUAUGAAGGCGAUUUUCGAGAUAAUAAUAUUGAAGGCUUUGGAGAGUAUGUGUGGGCUGAUGGAAGAAGGUAUAAAGGAUAAUGGUUAAAUAAUAAAAUGCACGGUAAAGGAGACUUUAACUGGCCCGAUGGAAAGUAAUAUAGCGGGGAUUAUGUUGAAGACAAAAAGGAAGGCUAUGGAAUCUUCAAAUGGUCUGAUGGCAAACAAUAUAAAGGAUAUUGGAAGGAUGGAAAACAACAUGGAAGAGGAAUCUUGGUUGAUAGAGAAUCCAGAGAAGUUGAAGCUGAAUGGGUCGAAGGAAGAAGAGUCAGAUCAGAUAAUUGAAAUUAUCACACAUUAUUAAAGUGAAUACUGUAUAGAUUUAAUAUUUUAUAUUAAAUCUAUGAAAUAUCUUCUGAAA
Messenger RNA from Paramecium tetraurelia, 1405 nucleotides. RefSeq lists its product as uncharacterized. Gene Ontology annotation, cellular component: cytosol. The record is from RefSeq and is a predicted model, not a curated record. The transcript is spliced from 7 exons. Lineage: Eukaryota; Ciliophora; Oligohymenophorea; Peniculida; Parameciidae.